AUGAGCGAGUCUAAGGAAGAAAAAACGAGUGGGCGCUGGAAGGUCUUCUUCAAAGGCCAGCGGAAUGAUAGCGAUAGGCAGUCUAACGAGAACAGAGAGGCUGCCCGACCCUUUCCAGUCCCGAGUUUCAGUGUUUCUUCCGACAAAAAGACGGAAGAUCCUAAGGUCACGGAGCUUCCCUCUUCAGAAUUGAAGUUGAAGCUGCCGCAACUGGGUAGCGACACGACCGAGCGAGUGUUCCCUGUUCGAUCGGUGGUCUCGUACGACUCGAAUCCCUCGUCUGCCCUCCAGACGCCUUCGCUGGACAAGCUCGAGAGUCCCAUAUCACCAUUUUCAGACGCUUUUAAAAGAAGUUCAUUGGCGAAUGACAGUGCUCCGAAGCAGACGAAUGGAGAUGCUGAUGAAGCGCAACGCAUGACAAGGCCAGAUUAUCUGAGCCAGAUGCAUGAGCAGCGACAAAGGCUUGCCGGAAUUUCCCCCUCAUCGAAGGUGCCAACUUUAAGCAACCCUGCCUCCAUGAAUGGUUUGCUUCUAUCCUCAUCUAAUAGGGAUUGUGACUCGAGUGCAAGCUCUCAUCAGAGUGUCGGACCAUAUGAAAGGCUACACAACUUAAUUAGCGAAGGAGCCAAGAUCCUGAAACCGAUUCGAAUGUCCAAGAGGCUACAAUUCUUGCAUGAAGACGAGGACGAUAUCAUCAUUCAGUCUUUUGGUGCACUGCUCGUCGUCACACAGUCUGGGGACAGUUUCCCUGUUGAAGUUGCUAGCACCAACACAGAGGAGAUUUUAGGCAUCGCCCCAGAUGACUUAUUCGAACGCAAGUCUAUUUGUGCCAUAUUCUCCGACACUCAAUCCCGAGUCUUCCGUAGACAUGCUGAUUAUGUCUCGGGUGACGAAUAUGAAGUUGAAGAAGUUGGCCCCGAGGUCUUCUGUUUACCGACUCGGGAUGGAAGCACUCGACGGCUUUGGUGUACAAUGCAUACUAGUAAAGCAUACAAGAACUACAUAAUCUGUGAGUUCGAGCCAGAGAUUGGAGGCUCGCACCAACCCAUGGACAGCAUUGAUUCCGAGGGCCUGCCGAAUCAAGAACAACGACCGCUUAGCCGAUUCUCCCAAGAUGAGGCUCACCAACGGAAAAGCCUCUCUAAUACAUACGGCAAUCCUCCUCAAGAAGCCGAAAGCAUGGACUCAGAGCUUUUGAAUAUCAUCCCGCGAAUCUUGAAACGGAUCUCGAGCGCUCAAUCGUUGGAUGCUUUGAUUCAACAUACUAUUUCGACCCUGCGGGAUAUGAUCAAGUUUCACCGCAUCACUGUCCACCAUUUUGACAGUGACCGAAAUGGUAUCGUCGUAGCGGAGGCCCUUGACCCAGAGAGCAAAUUGGAAUCCCUUCAAGGCAUGCUUUUCCAAGAAUCCACGUUCCCCGAGGAUCUCAAGAGCCAGUACUUGAGGAAUAGAGUUGCCUUCUCUUAUCGAAAGGGAGAGGAUGUCUCUGAGCUGGUAUAUCGCGUGUCUACCAACAAGAUGGCCAUGGAUUUGUCACAUUGCUACCUAACAGCAACUCCAGAUGAACCUUCUAAUGACUCCACGCAGACUUCAGCUUGUGCCUGCAUGUCCAUCAGCAUUAACGUAUUCGGCAAGCUGUGGGGCUUAAUAUCUUGUCAGUCGUACGACGAGAAGCUGCGACUUCAUCCUCUGCAUCAGCGAGCAAGUUGGUUCAUCGGUGAAGCAGUUUCCAGCAACAUUGAACGUCUUUCGUAUACCUUGCCAUUCCAAUUGAAAGAUCAGAAUGCAACAGAACGUGAUUCCGAUCGAGAGAUAUCUUGUCCUUUCGGUGAUCUUCUAGGCCUCUUUGGCGCUGAUUACGCUGCAGCAUCGAUUAUGGGAAAAGUCAAGGUCUUGGGCAAACCUAAUGACUCCCAAGAGGUAUUGGCUCUGCUAGAAUACCUACGAGCCAAGGAGAUUGAAACAGUGCUGUGGUCUACAGAUCUUGCGUCUGACUUUGCAGAUCUCGACUAUCCUCCCGGCUUCCACCACUUGGCAAGUCUGCUCUACGUCCCGUUAUCGGCUGAUGGCCAUGACUUUAUCAUCUUCUUUCGGAGUCGGCCCAGAGUAAAUCAGGAUAAUGAUGCCCCCGAAGUCGGUUCUCGGCCAGCAGAGUGGUCAGCUGCAGAAUUCGGAAAGGCAUCAAUGUUAACCCUCUUGUAUCGAACGUUCACGGAAAUCUGGCAGGAGAGAGAAGUAGCGAUGCAGAACAACCAGCUAAUGAGGCUACUCUUGGCUAAUACUGCACAUGAAUUCCGCACACCACUCAACGCCAUCAUCAAUUAUCUUGAAAUCGCACUAGACAGUUCCCUGAACCAGGAGACCCGGGAGAACUUGUCUAGGUCUCACUCCGCUUCAAAGUCAUUGGUGUAUAUUAUCAACGAUCUCCUGGAUCUCACGAAUGCAGAAAACGGACAAAAGCUCAUCAAAGAUGAAGUUUUCAAUCUACCCGAAACUCUUCGCGAGGCAACCAACAUCUUCUGGGAGGAGGCCAAGCAAAAGAAUGUCAAUCUUCAAAUCGUGCAGCAAUCCGAGCUGCCUCCAGUACUCGGUGACCAACGACGUGUGCGACAGGUCAUCACCAAUUUAAUUAGCAACGCUGUCCAGCAUACUUCUUCGGGCGCUGUCACAAUCGAGUCAUGCCUUAUACCCGAGCCUUGCAAGACGGGGUAUAUCCCAGUUGAAGUCGCUAUCCACGACACUGGCGCCGGAAUGUCUCCAGAGACCGUGGAGACUUUAUUUUGUGAGCUAGAACAGGUCUCAAGCAUGGGAUACAUCCAAAAAUCGAAAUCAAGCGGAGAGACUUGCGAACCCGAGGGUAUGGAGUCAAGCAGCGUCCUUGGAUUGGGAAUUGCCCUGGUCGCUCGCAUUGUGCGCAACAUGGAUGGCCAGCUGAGCCUCAAGUCAGAAGAAGGAACAGGAAGUUGCUUCAAGAUCCGACUGAAAUUUCCAAUACCGUCCGAGGAGGACGGAAAUGCAAGGGUAGCAUGCGGUAGCAGCUGUGGACAUCAAAUAUGUCAUCGAAACAAGGACACGGAUCAAGCACCAACUGAAGACACGGCAGAGAAAAGGAACGGCAUACCGUGUCACUGUCACUGCGGUGAUGACAGUUUCCCGGGGCCUGGACCUGGAGAAAAAGAUAGCAACUGCUUGGAUGUCGAAAUCAAUCUGACCAACGGCGAAUCCCGCAGUAUCACCUUGGCUGCCCCGCACUCAAUACCAGACAAAGGGACCCAGGCGGUAGAAAGCCUUUUUACGGCCCCUGAGCAAGAAAAAGAGGAGAGGACUCGUGUUGUGCUCAAAGAACCCAAGGCGCCCGCAAAAGAAUCCGACACCCCGACAGCCGACAUGGACGCAAAGUCCAGGCUGCAGGUUUUGGUCGCCGAGGAUGACCCCAUCAACAGUACAAUACUGAAGAAACGGUUGGAGAAAUUUGGUUAUCAGAUUCAUUUAACGGGCAAUGGCAAGGAAUGCGCUGCUGUGUAUCGCAAUAGUCCUGGCUCCUUCGAUGCGAUUCUGAUGGACCUACAGAUGCCCAUAGUCGAUGGAUUAUCAGCUGCCAAGAUGAUUCGAGAGUACGAAGUCCAAGCAGAUUUACGCCAUGAUUAUGUGCCCAUCUUUGCGGUGUCGGCUUCGCUCUUGGAAAAGGACUGGCGCACGUACAUUGAAUCCGGCUUUGAUGGAUGGAUCAUGAAGCCCAUUGACUUCCAAAGAGUUCAUGAGCUUCUUCAGGGUGUGAAAUCCACCGAAAAACGAAGGAAUUGUUUUUAUCGACCGGGCAUGUGGGAACAAGGAGGUUGGUUCGCAGCGGAUAGUUGA
Molecule: messenger RNA, 3858 nt
Organism: Penicillium brasilianum
Lineage: Eukaryota; Fungi; Ascomycota; Eurotiomycetes; Eurotiales; Aspergillaceae
Source: the annotation of a GenBank genome assembly